AUGAUUUAAUAAUUUUUAGAUUGUAAAUAAUUAUAAAAAUUAUUGGCUCAUCCAGAAUAUUUAUCAGCAGUAUAAUAAAUGUAGAAUAGUCCAACAGCUAUUAUGUAAAAAUAUAAAAAUAACCCUGAAUUUGUACAUUUGAUGUUAGAAUAUAUGAAAACUAUGGGUGAACAUAUUUUAUAUAUAAAACCUUUAAAAUCAGAAUAAUAAUAAUAAUAACCUAAAAUUUUUCCUAUAAGUUAGACAUCUCAAAUUAACUAUAUAUAAACUUAAGAAGAGAAGGCUCAAUAUAUCAUAGAAAAUGAUAAAGAAGUAAUAGCUAUUUUGCAAGAUACAAGAGUGCAAGCAUUUAUUGAAUUUUUACAAAGAACAGGGAAAGUAGAUUUCAAAGAAAUUGCUUAUAAAGAUCUACAAUUAAUGUAGAAAUUAUAAGUACUUAUCCAAAAAGGUGUUUUGAAUGUAUAAAUAUUUAUCUUGGAGAUAUACAACGAAUGUGAUAUAGAGAUGUUUAAAAUAUAAAACAAUAAUAAUAGAGACAUAGUAAAAUUAUGUUUUGUAUAUAUUUUAAUAUUAAUGUUUAAUUAUUUUAUCAAAAAAGAGUUUUUUCUUUAUUUAUGGUUUCCAAGUCUCUUAGGUUUAGUAAGAUCAAGUUUAUCUGCUUUUUUCUCCUGUUUAAAACUCGUUUCAAAGCUUUUGAUUUCUUUCUUAGAAUCUUUUAGAAUAUAUAUGAAUAGUAUUGAGACUUUCAUCAAAUGA
Messenger RNA from Paramecium sonneborni, 756 nucleotides. The record is from the annotation of a GenBank genome assembly. Lineage: Eukaryota; Ciliophora; Oligohymenophorea; Peniculida; Parameciidae.